This is a messenger RNA of Mobula hypostoma (lesser devil ray), 4508 nucleotides long. RefSeq names its product TNF receptor-associated factor 2-like. NCBI's taxonomy places the organism in Eukaryota, Metazoa, Chordata, Chondrichthyes, Myliobatiformes, Myliobatidae. Gene Ontology annotation, biological process: protein K63-linked ubiquitination; tumor necrosis factor-mediated signaling pathway; regulation of apoptotic process. Bases 1415 to 2539 code for a protein of 374 amino acids. Gene Ontology annotation, molecular function: protein binding; zinc ion binding. The transcript has 8 exons. The record is from RefSeq and is a predicted model, not a curated record.
AUUGUAAUACUCUGGUUAUACUGUGCAAUGCUCUGCCAAACGCCGCUUAAACCCGUGUAAUAUCUGAGAUCGGAUUAAACGAUUUGUAAACUGAUGAAGGAUCUCGGCCCGUAACGUCAACUUUUAUUGCUUUGCAUAGAGGCUGCCUGACCUGUCCACUUAGGUCUGGUCGAUCCCCUGAUAUCUCUCUCUCUCUCUCUCCCUCUCUCUCUCUGUCUCUCUCUCUCUUUCAAUCUCUCUCUCUCUCUCGCUCUCUCUCUCUCUCUCUCUCUUUCAAUCUCUCUCUCUCUCGCUCUCUCUCUUUCUCGCUCGCUCCCUCUCCCCCCCAUCUCUCUCUCUCAAUCUCUCUCUCUCUCCCCCUUCUCUUGUCUCUUCUCUCUCUCCCUCCCUCCGUCCGUUCUCCCGUCCACCCUAUCGCUCUGCUUCAGUCGCGGAACCGUUCUUUGGGAUUCUCGUCUCGAACUUCCGCCGCCUUCCAUCGGGGAAUUUAACAGCGACAGAUUAUAAACACAAGAGAUGCUGCAGAUGUAAGAACGAGGUCACUGGGAUAAGGCAGACCCUGGACAAACGACAGAGAUGAGGUGGUAGGGAGGCGGUAGGAGACAGAGUCAAUCUCGGCUGCUGCGAGUCGAGUUCACCCGAGGAAACGGCGACUGGACAAAGCGUCGCAAAGUUUGAUCUAUUCACGUAAGGACAAGCGAGCCGUGCUGCUAGCGAUCUACUGGAGAAGAGGACUGCCAGACAUUGAUCCUUAGGAGUUAAGUGAUUCCACCGCCAAGUGAUUCACUGGUCCGCACGCACAACGAUCUACUGGACAAGUCAACCAGCGAACAAGCAAACUCAUCAGCCACUGAUGAAGCCAGAUGUGGGCAGUCGUGGUGCGAUCACUCGAGUCGAAUACGUUGUUCUCCUAUGGAGUGGCCCACAGCCUGUGCGUGGUUUGUUUAACGUGGGGAGGCUGAUGCAUAUCGGAGUCAGAAUCCAGUGACUUGGAAUGCGAGACGAUUGGGGACCCCUCCCUGCUUCUGCCUUCCUCCACCUUCACUACCCUUGUGAUGCCAUCAUCUUGUGCCAGCUCCACCGUCGGGGUUGGGUGACACUUUGUCUGGGCGAGCCUACCAGCAGCUACGCACCAGAUGGCAUCUCCCAUGGGGUCCCGGCAUCUCACAAGCCUCUCCAUCACAACUGAGGUGACAAUCCUCGGAGAAGAUCUAUUGGGAGAAUGACAUACAGCCAAGAUGAUCGACUGGACAGGGUGACCCAUGGAUUAGAUGAUCUGCUGGAUGUGACCCAUUGGCCGGACAACGAACCAGCGACGUGACCCAUGGAGUACAUUAUCAACCCGAUGUGACCCACUGAUGGAGUGAUGCCCUGGGAAAAUGAUCUGUGGGACAAUUGAUCUUAGAAAGAAUUGAUGAUGUGUCCCUCUUGCCUGAGGGAUAAAGAAAUAGUUGAGAGUUUUUCACUUGCUACAUUUGAAAAGUGUUUUAAGGACAGGGCAAUUGCAAAGGAGAUCCUAAAUCUGGAAGUCUCCUGUCUCAACCAGGGCUGCACGUGGACUGGUCCACUGAGGGAACGAGAGACGGAACACAAGAUGACUUGCGAGCAAGGUCUCCGGAGGUGUCCCUUCAGUGUUGUCGGCUGCAAACAGCUGAUCCCUGGUCAGAAGAUCGACGAACACAUGCAGAACUCUGUCCCACACCAUCUGAACUGUGUCCUCCAGAGCAUACAGGGAUUCCGGAAAGAGUCCGGUGAGUCUCCCAGCCUGGAUGGAAUGUUUGGGAAUCGGAAAGAGAUGGCCUUACAGCCCAGCCAGUUGCUAAAGCAGAAGACACAGGGCAAGGAUGCCCAGGAAGAUCUGAAAGUAAAACUACAGACUUUUGAAAACAUUGUCACAGUGCUAAACCGUGAAGUGGGACACACAAUAAAUACGGUUGAAAAGCAGGAGAAAUUGAUAAAGGAGCAAGACACAGUGAUUGCACAGCUAAAGAACAAGGUACGACAGAAUGAGAAAUCAAUUUGCCUCAAGGAUGUGGUGAUUGCUAACCUCCAGAUGCGCCUUGAAGUCCUGGAGAACACUUCAUAUGACGGCACUUUGGUCUGGGAAAUCUCUGACCUCAGUCAGAGAAUGCAAGAGGCCAUCGAUGGGAGGACUCCCUCCAUCCUCUCCCCACCGUUCUUCACUGCUCACUGCGGCUACAAGCUGUGUCUGAGGAUGUACCUGAAUGGUGACGGACUGGGGGCACACACACACCUCUCUCUAUUUCUGGUCAUAAUGAAGGGCAAAUACGAUCCCAUUCUGGAGUGGCCAUUCAGCAAGAAGGUGACCUUUAAGCUUUUGACUCAGCAGGACAGAAGCCUCCAGAUGGUGUCGGCCUUCAAGCCGGAUGUCAGCUCUCCCUCCUUCCAGAGGCCCACCCAGAUCAUGAACGUGGCCAGCGGCUGCCCACAGUUUCUGCCCCUCGCUCACCUCCGCUCUAACUGGCACUCCUACGUAUGUGAUGACACCAUGUUCGUCAAAGCUGUCAUAGAGCCUUAGCACUCUGUUUCCAUGACAACCUUGGCGGAGAAGGCACAGACCUCAGGACUUAGCAAGGGCCCCACUACGACAGAUGUGGUGGCUGCCUGGGAAUACGCAAUGAAGCUGCCUCCCAGAGUCGGCACCGUCCUCCAACCCUGGAACUUUGAAUUGCACUUUUGUCACACAUACAGAAUUAAUUUUAUUACUGCGAUGUUAGAAAUUUAUAUUUUUUAACCUAAUGUAAAUUAUAUUAAUGAAUAUUUUUCUAGCUAAUGCUUGGAUGAGGAGGCGAGAAGCCUUACAUGUGAAUCGUCAACAUUUGAUGGGUUAAAGGGUCUCAUGCUGCCACUCGGCCUCUCAAGUCUGUCCCACCAUUCAAUAUAAUCAUGGCAGAUCUGCACCAAACUACCUCCUCUCCUAUGCCAGUUCCCCAAGGCACUUAAGUUGUUUAUCUACCUCCUCUUGCAAUACGCCUGGGUGAUGUGGUCACGCGUUCAGCUUUUUGGUCUGUUCAGACCCCAUGCUGAGGUGCAGGGAACACAGUGAGCCCAAUAUUUCUCACUUGCAAUCCCGGGGCACGGAGCCAAUGAGUUGAGGUGCUGUCUGUAUGUGGAGUUUACAUGUUUUCACAGAUUCAGAGUCAUACAACAUGGAAGCAGGCCCUUUGGCCUGGCUUAUUCAUGCUGACCCAGGUGUCUUCCUGAGCUAGUCCCUAUUGCCUGCAUUUAGCCAUAUCCCUCAACUGAUUUCCCCUUUGUCCAAUAAAGGAAAUGGUGAUCAGGAUAGGCGUUAGGGUUGGGCUUUGAUUACUUUUUGGAUCGAGAAUGGUCUUGCAGUCAGUGGGAGAGACCUUGUUGUUUUAAUCUUUGAAGCAAGUUCACAGAGGGUUGUCUGUCGGGACAACGCAGAGGGCGUGAGAAAUUUCACAUCCAAAGGCGGUACACUCAAGUACCAGUCAUUUAUUGCAUGGGUAACUUCCAGCCUGACUGAUGGGGGAUUUACCCACUUAUCUUCCUUGUGGCAUCAUUUUAUACCACAUUUGCUUUAUGAACGUAUUGAGAUUACGUCAAUGGUUUGAUGUUAACAUUUAUUAUUUACAUAUUGCAAUAUUAAAACACUAAACAUUUUUCUUAAUUAUAAAUGUGUUAUUGAGUCAUCGAACACUACAGCAGAGAAACAGGUCUUUUGGCCCAUCGGGUCCCUGCCCAACUACUAAUCUGCCUAAUCCCAUUAACUUGCACCAGACUAUACUCCUUUAUACCCCUCAUUUAAGAGAAAUUGGAUAGGUACAUCCAUGUAUCUAUCCAGUUUCUCUUAAAUGUUACAAUUGAACCUACAUCCACAACUUCCACUGGCAGCUCCUUCCACAUUCUCACCAUCCUCUGAGUGAAGAAGUUCCCCCUCAUGUUUCUCUUAAACAUCUCACUUUUCACCCUUAACUCCUGAUCUCUAGUUCUAGUCUCACCCAUCCUUAGUGGAAAAAAACCUGCUUACAUUUACUCUAUCUAUCCCCCUCAGAAUUUUGUAUACUUCUAUAAAAUAUAUCCUCAUUCUCUUAUGCUCUAGGGUAUAAAGUCCUAACCUAUUCAACCUUUCCCUACAACUCAGGUCCUCGAGUCCCAGCAACAUGCUCGUAAAUCAUCUCUGUACUCUUUCACUCUUAUUGACAUCUUCCCUGUCGGUAAGUGACCAAAACCUCACACACAACUCCAAAUUGGGCUUCAGCAACUUUGCAUCUGCAUUGAAAAACUUCAAGAUAACAUUCCAACUCCUGCACUCAGUACUUUGAUCUAUGAAGGCCAAUGUGCCAAAAGCUUCCUUUAGAAACAGAAUCAGAAUCUGAUAUCACUGGCAAAUGUCAUGACAUUUGUUAACUUUUGCAGCAACAGUACAAUGCAAUACAUGAUAAUACGUUUGUAUAUGGGGCAAAACUGUGAAUUAUAUCGAAUAGUUAAAUAAAGAAUGCAAAAACAGAAAUAAAAAAAGU